This is a messenger RNA of Phytophthora nicotianae INRA-310, 234 nucleotides long. RefSeq lists its product as hypothetical. Bases 1 to 234 code for a protein of 77 amino acids. The record is from RefSeq and is a predicted model, not a curated record. The transcript is spliced from 3 exons. NCBI's taxonomy places the organism in Eukaryota, Oomycota, Peronosporomycetes, Peronosporales, Peronosporaceae.
AUGCAACCUACAACCGAGGCUCUGAAUGAAGUCAAAAAGCUCAGAAAGGCUGUAGUGUAUCGCAAGAAGAUUCUGAUAUACAUAUGCGACAGCACCGACUCGGAGCCAUGCAUGGUUGACGUCCACAACCUGCUUGCUAAGCUGAAGAGUGAAAUGGACCCUGGAACAUCUCUGAUAGGGUUUCUUGACGCUACACACGACACAAAUUUAGAGCGGAGCUGCAACACGCAGUAA